Messenger RNA from Diospyros lotus (date-plum), 1794 nucleotides. Its product is annotated as phospho-N-acetylmuramoyl-pentapeptide-transferase homolog. The transcript is spliced from 9 exons. Gene Ontology annotation, molecular function: phospho-N-acetylmuramoyl-pentapeptide-transferase activity. Lineage: Eukaryota; Viridiplantae; Streptophyta; Magnoliopsida; Ericales; Ebenaceae. The record is from RefSeq and is a predicted model, not a curated record. Gene Ontology annotation, cellular component: membrane. Gene Ontology annotation, biological process: cell wall macromolecule biosynthetic process; cell wall organization. Bases 161 to 1690 code for a protein of 509 amino acids.
AUGUCGAAGCCAGACGCAGUAUAGUUUUUUGUUUACUCUCUCUCUCUCUCUCUCUCUGUAUAGGCAACUACCCAACCACUGAUAUAGCUUCGAACGGAUCAUUUUUGCAUUGUUCAGACAAUUUUAUAUAUACAAUCCACAUAUAUAUAAGUCGGUAGUGAUGCGAUCUCAUUCCCAAUCUGCAAAUCCACGUUAUCUCUCCCCGUUAGGUGUUUUCUCGUCAUCCAGACGGUGCUCUGACGCUCCGAUUCACGUUUCCUCCAUUCCGACGUUUGGCCGCCAUCGAACCACAUCCUAUCUCGGUGUCAAGCUAUCAGGAUCGUGGGUAGGGCGACAUGGAUUGCGGCAGAGGACCAGUCAAGUCGGAUCCACGGACGAGGGUUUAUCUUCAUUUGAUAUCUGGGGAGAUGAUGAGGGGAUUGUUGAACACAUGCUUUCAUCAAGUGACGAUGAAGAAAAUGAAGGAGAAGUAAUGGGUCCAGUCACUGAUGUUGAUUUGCCUACGACGAGGGAACUUACAACUGGUGAUUCUUUUGCUGUGACUGCCCACCGGUUUGCAAUGCUUAGGAGAGGACGCAGGAGAAGCAGGAUUAAGUAUGGAGUGAUUAACAAUAUUGGACUCUUGACCUUCUUGACCGCACUACUUUUAUUUGUGGAUUGGUGUGCAUGGCGAAUUGUCAGACUGCCUUUAGAAUCAUUUUAUUUGAUGCGACCUUUUUGUAUAUCUGCAGCUACAGUGUCUUGUGUGGGUUAUGUUUGUGUCCCAUUACUUCGUGGUUUGAAGAUUCUUGCAAUCAUUAGGAAAGAAGGGCCUUCUAGGCACUUUUCUAAGAGGUGCACCCCCACAAUGGGUGGGUUAUUUCUUGUACCCAUUGGUAUAAUUGUUGCGGAAGUGCUUGUUGGUUUUUCUUCCACAGAGGUUUCUGCUGCAGCAGCAGCAACCCUAGCAUUUUCUGCAAUUGGGCUACUUGAUGAUAUCCUAAGCAACAUAAAGAAUCACAAUAAUGGUUUGNCUGCAAAAAUGAGGAUGCUUUUGGAGUUAGCUGUUGGAUCAUUGUUUUCAUUUUGGUUGGAUGCCACGAAGAUAUCAUCGCCCUACAGCAUGAAAAUGUUGGUUCCUCUACCUGCCCCAAUGGGCCUUAUUUGCCUGGGAAAAUUUUAUCUUUUUUUGACUUCAUUCUGUUUUGUUUCCAUGGCAAAUGGAGUUGACCUAACUGAUGGUCUUGAUGGGUUGGCGGGAGGGACUGCUGCAUUGGCCUUUGUAGGAAUGUCAAUUGCGGUGCUUCCAAUAUGUUCUGAUCUUGCUGUAUUUGGAGCAUCAAUGGCAGGAGCUUGCAUUGGUUUUCUUUCACAUAACCGAUUCAAGGCUUCUGUAUUUAUGGGUGAUACAGGUUCCUUGGCUCUAGGUGGAGCUCUAGCUGCAAUGGCUUCUUGUACAGGAAUGUUUCUUCCAUUGUUCAUUUCAUCUGGGAUCUUUGUACUGGAGGCAGCCUCGGUUGUAAUGCAGGUAUCUUUCUUCAGAGCCACCAAACGCUUGCGGGGAGAUGGGCGGCGCCUAUUCAGGAUGGCACCAUUCCACCACCAUCUCGAGCUAUCUGGAGUUGAAGAACCAAUUAUUGUAGCUGGCGCAUAUGUUGUUUCUUGUGUGCUGGCUUUAUUUGCAGGAUAUGUAGGUCUGGUUUCAGCAUAACUUGAAGCAUUGUUUACCCCCAACGAAUUACAUACUUGCUGUAGUUAACUAUACGUGGCAUUCCUUUAUUAGUUGAUUAAUUUGUUGAGGAUGAGCCUUGAUAG